Messenger RNA from Porites lobata, 4739 nucleotides. NCBI's taxonomy places the organism in Eukaryota, Metazoa, Cnidaria, Anthozoa, Scleractinia, Poritidae. The record is from the annotation of a GenBank genome assembly.
AUGUUUGCAGUUCCUAUAUUUGUCCUUUUAAUUCGCUUCGUUCUGAGCUGUGAGGAACCAAGAUGCAAUGGAACGUCCUCGUUACCAAGAAUGCGUUUACUGAAACAUUCGUUUUUGGUAAAAGAAGCUGAGAGCAUGGUAGGCUGCAUCAAUAUCUGCGACAAACAAACACAGUGCCGAAGCAUAAACUUCAAUUGGGUCAAUUGUCUCUGUGAAUUAAACAAAGCUGAUGUCCAUAUUGCUUCCCAAGAUGUAAUUUCUGCCAAAGGAUAUGUGUACUUGGAUAAUCCGUGGCCAAAAAUCCAACUGGUGAGUUGUGGGAAAGUUGUUCUUUGAAAUGCCCUGGGAAAUAAUAUUUUCAUUAAAUAAACAAUUGGAGCACUAAGAGGUAAAAUAAAAACAUUCCUUAAGGGUAAUUUUCGGUGCUCAUGAAGUUAUUCUGAUGGUUGUUUUCUUAGAAUAUUCUCUAAAAUAAUUGAAAUGCAUAAUUUUUGCUAACGUACUUAACACGAAAGCGCUGCUGCAUUUUCUCUAGCAGUGAAUACCGUAAAAUUCCGAAAUAUUAGCCCCGAGGGCAUAAUGUAAUCAAUGCAGAUCGUAUCCAAACCGAUUUUGAAUAGUUCACUUGUAACUCAGUUAUAACUCACCUAUAACAUUGGCCCCUUCGUUCAUAUAUGCCGCUCCGAAUAUAACCCCCUUUAAAACAGCCUGAAAACGAGUUUAUGUCCUAAUCGAAUUUCAAAUUAUCUGGUUUCAAUAGUCUGCACGAAUUCGCAAAUUCAUCGUAUUCAAAAAAAAAAAAAUUCACUCUGCAAGGCAGAUUAAGAAAGAUGCGGUUUCGGCGAGCGAAUCCUCUGUUUUCGUGUGGAAGAAUAUAUCGAAUUCACAAAAUUCUGGCUUCAAAAUACCGCGCGAUCGCAGGUUACAGUAACUGUUGUUUUCCGUUUCUAACAAGAAGAGAGUUGCAUGUAAGGGCCUGUUCACAUGCUGGAGGUAGAGGACCCCACGUAGGUGAGGUAACCCGCCUGUCCAUAUAAUCUCUCGGCAUCUCGUUUACAUGAUAGGUGGGGUGACCAUAUGAAAGACUAGAGAAAUUAUAUGAACAGGUGGAUUACUCCACCUACCUGAGGUCCCCCACCUCCAUGUAAACAGGUCCUAAAUGAUAGUAAGAGGGUCAAGGUCCUUGCAGUUCAGCUAAAAUCGAGCAAUUUUUAAUGCAGAUGUUUGCUUCUUUGUUCUUCAGACAUCAUGUGCACAGAUUCAGCAAUUAGUCCCGGAUGCUAAAUCUAGCUAUUACUGGGUUCACAUUAAAGGCAAGAAGGCUCAAGUAUACUGUGACAUGAACAAUUAUGGUAUGAUCACGUCAAAUCAUGUACCAGUUGUCAAUAUUUGUUAUUCACCUUUUCACGUACUUCUUAAAUUUACUAGCUACGUGGUGCAGUGGGAGUCGAGUAUGAGCCUGUAAACAUUUUUUGCAAUGGGUGAAUGGUGAAUAAAAUAAGCCCUUCUUCGUAUGCUCGGUGGUUGAUCCACACACAUACCUCAGUGACUAUCGCUUAGAAACUACAGCUUGGAGUUUCAGUUAAUGUUCGCACUUUAAAUUCCAUCCACAGACUGAAAAUCAACAUAUACAGUACCAUAACAGCACCACAAGAUGGCUAGAUUGGUAGCUUUACCCUUUCUUAUUUGAAUGGUGAAGCUUUAGGAAUUCACCAGCCAACAGACUCAAGAGUUAGAACCGCCUUGUACAACUCUAUUAACGGUUUCACCGGAGUAUUAGUCGCUACUAAGCCUUUCAGUCUGAGGCAUCAAAACGAAAGUUAAAUAAUACCCCAGCUUCUGUUACCCCUUCUAAUUAUUAUGAUAAUUCUGUGAGAUAAUUGAUCUACAAGUAACAUUGUUAUAAUUGUUGAACAAAAUUGCUCUCAGUCAGGACGCACGGAACUCGCUGUGCUCGGUCCGUAAGAACUGAACUCGAACCAAGUAUAGUUUCCCGUCGGGCCCGACCUAACUCAGUCAAUGAGUACGUAUUAAUUCUUAAUCAUUUCAUAAUUAAGGUGGAGGAUGGACACUCGUUGCAAGCAUCAGUUCGUCCAGCAAUGAUCAUCUUUUAAGAGCAGAAGUCAACUGCUACAAUUCAACACGUUGCGUUGAGUUCACCAACACUUCAGUUCCAUGCAGGAAAUUAUCGGAUCAUGACAUCCACGAGAUUGCAACACACGAAGGUAAAUUAAACUAAAGGCCAAAACUGCGAUAGCACAAACAAGUGCAAAUUAAAAUUCUUCUUGAAUCGGAUUAUCGGUUAUUACUUACUCUAAGAUGUAUGCUCGCAAAACGUGUAAAAAUUUUUUUCUUUAGUUUAACCUGUCUCACAAUUAGUACCUUUAAGUUUUGUAAUUAAAAGAUAACGAUUUUCUUUGUUGAAUGUAAGAAUUCUUUCUGGAGAAAUUAAAUUAAAUUAGUCCCUUUGCCAUGAUCAAAUGAUUAACCUCUUCUACGUUACGUGCACUUCUACUUCUUCGUAAUUCUUCAUCAUUAAUCGGUAAACUUCAGAACAGGCGGGACCACAGGUUCCCCGGCCCGACUGCUGUGGCUGCAAUCGUGGGCAAGCAAAACUAUUUGCCUUUGUUGCAGCAUUCCUUGUUAAACUUCUAAGAGGCGCCAUGCAAGCUGAAAAUACAGUGCAUGCGGUAAUCCUUUACAGUUUCCUCCAAAAACGUUUGGGAGUGCAUUUUCCUUUUUUAGAUAACCAUAACAUAGCAAACAAGAAACACAAGCGGAUUGAGCCUCUAAUAAAAUUAACUAAUUAAUAGAUAUGCCUUUCUAAGCCUCCGCAAAAGAAUUUUGUUAAUAGUAAAAUCUUCUAUUUUACGUUAUUACCAGGCACCUUUCGGGUUGAUCAAGUCACAGAUGGAUUCACUGGAUUUUUUCAGGUAUAUGCAUAAAGAAAAGAGUGCCCCCCCCCCCCCCGAUACUGACAGCUGUAAGAAGCCCUUCCUCUUCGUGGGAACUGUUGGGGUUUUCAUUUUUGGGUUUCGAGCAAUUUCAAGAUUGAUCUUUUCGCUCUAGCUCUUAACGUUGGGACGAAGUAAACUGAACGGCUUUCAGUUUUUCUUUUUUUCAUACUGUCUGUUAUUUGAGGGGCGGAGGCGCUUGUUUUCUGGGGGGAGUGUCAAAGAGUUCUGUUACUAUUUACAUCACAGUACAUAUCAUUACAUUUGUGUUCGGUUCUGCUGUGUUGUCUUAAUUCAUCCCAGAACAGGUUUCAAGGGUGUUUUACAAUCACUUUUUAAGUUAUUUCAAGAUUAACCCCAUAUUGAUCGUUAAAGCCAGCAGCUUUCAAUUCGGUUUUCAUAAUGGAUCACAAUUGCGGUUUCCUUCCUCAAUCUUUUUCUUUAGACCGUAACACUGUUCUGUCAUAAACACUCCCCACUUCCUGACCAACACAGCCUCAGUCUCUUUAGUCUUUUCUAUGUUAUAAAGGUAUUUUAAUUUGUGCUAUCCGUCAUCUUUCAGUUAAAAUCCUAUUUCUUAGUUUCGAAGGCAUGCUUAAUGUAUCUUAACGUUUUUGCCGAAGGAAGGAAGGAAGGAAGGAAGGAAGGAAGGCGAAGAAAUUUCUGGGACAUUUAAAGUCUAAAUUAUAAACAACAAUUGUCUUAAAAAUUACUUUGAUAAAAAGAUUUCACUUUGCAGAUUCCAGCUGGUGCGAGACAUUUCAAUUCUGAAUGCCAUAUCAAUAGGUAAAAACCGUGAUAUCCUAAUUUCAAAUAUUUUCCCAAUCCCCACAUUUUUUUCACAAUUACACAUCAAACACAAUGUAGCCUUCCCCAGUGACAUUUUGAGCCUUUGGCUAAAUUCGGCGCAAUUAUUAUAUGCUAAACCUUUGACCAAAUGCUCCCUUUGGUUAAUGUUUAUAUUAGUUAAUAACACAAGGCAGAGCGGAGUGUUUUCAGUAGAUAACUUUAUAACGGUUAACCCUUCGAAUUGUCGGUUUAGUUUUCCCUAAAAUAGCGAACUGGCGAGCUAAAAAUCAGGGGCCAGUUGCAAGGUUUCAGAGUUUGACCGUAGUUAUUCAAGUGCAGCGCAGUUUUGAAGCCUGUCAGCAGACUUGUCUGUAACAUGUAUAAUAAAUUUUUCUUAGUAUUUCUUUGACAUGAGUGUACACAAGGUAUGUACAAUAGCAUUCCUACAAUUUUGAACGAACUGACCAAUAUAUAUUAACUGUUAAUUCAUUCGACCCAAUCUAGGUGAACCAAAAAUAAACGACUCCCCAGUCGUUUUACUUCAGACCAAAAAAAGCCCAUAAGAAUAGUUGUUAUUUCUUUCUUCAGUAUUUUCUCAUGAUCUACCUGAUCUCUGGUCGAAAUGGAAUUUGGAAUUGCUACGUUUUUAGGAUACGGAAAAACCCGGGUUACCCUGAGAGAAACUUCUCGGAGCAAACUGAAGACUUGACAACAAAUUCAACCCACAUACGGCAUCGGCGCGGGCCAUACUGGUAGGAGGUGUUUCCCGUACUGAGCCACCACUGUGCCACCCUUGCUCCCCGACAGUAAUUUGCUUAAUAGUUUGCUCUGACAAGUAACUAUAUCGGCUUUUCCUUCAUAUAUAGCUGCCCACGCAUCAUAACGUCUCACAUCUAUCCUUACCAGUGGGAGUCAAACAGCUGCAAAGGGAUACUGAACGGUUAUUUCAUAAUUCGCAACUCCUGCCACAGAGGUAACAAUACAUAUUCACAUUAA